Molecule: messenger RNA, 1953 nt
Organism: Nicotiana attenuata
Lineage: Eukaryota; Viridiplantae; Streptophyta; Magnoliopsida; Solanales; Solanaceae
Exons: 1
Coding region: 1-1953 (650 amino acids)
Molecular function (GO): zinc ion binding; nucleic acid binding
Source: RefSeq, a predicted model, not a curated record
AUGGGAGACACAGUCGCUGCUGCAGAAACCAGCAAUACUGCAAAAGCUGUCACCUAUGAUGCUAAUCACCCCUAUCACCUUAAUAACUCCGACUCUCCGGGUAUGACUCUAGUCAAUAGUGUAUUUGAUGGAAGAGGAUACCCAGGAUGGAGGAGGUUCAUUCUCUUGUCCUUGUCAGCUAAAAGGAAGCUUGGAUUCAUCAAUGGAGGUUGCAAAUCUCCAGGUCUCAACUCUCCAGAACUUGAGCAAUGGAAUUGUGUGAAUGAUAUGGUCAUCUCUUGGAUCCUUAAUGCUCUCUCAAAGGACAUUGCUGACAGUGUCAUCUAUUCCAAGACUGCCAAGGAGCUUUGGGACAGCCUUGAACAGAGAUUUGGGAAAUCAAAUGGAGCAAAGCUCUAUCACCUGCAAAAGGAACUAUCAGGUUUAGUACAGGGGAAUAGUGAUAUUGCAGGUUAUUUCACUAAACUUAAACGUUUGUGGGAUGAAUUGGAUGCCUUGAAUGUCAUUAUAUGCUGCUCUUGUGUUUGUACUUGUGAAGGAAAGGAAAAAUUAACUAAGUCACUAGAAGAUCAAAGGUUGAUCCAAUUUCUAAUGGGACUAAAUGACAUUUAUGCACAGGCAAGGGGAAACAUCCUCAUGAUGAAUCCCUUGCCCAGCAUGGAUGUGGCUUAUUCCUUACUCUUACAGGAUGAAAAUCAAAGGGAGGUUUAUGCAAAUGCAAGUUUUAACUCUCAAUCAGUUUCAUUUAUGGCAGCAGGAGAGAACAAAGAACCUAAUGCACAACUUCUAGCUGAUUUUGCAGCCUUCAUGAUUACAGGACAAGGAAAGAAUCACCAGAAAUUCAGAAAUCAGACUCAAAGGGGAACAGGGACAGGACCCAAAUUCAACAAUUCUGGACACAAGUUUGUUAAACCUCAGCAGAAAUUCAAAGCAAAGAAGAAAUACAACCCAAAUGUGUCCUGCACUUAUUGUGGAAAAACAGGACAUACACAGGAAGAUUGUUACAGAAUCAUUGGUUUUCCUGAUGAUUUUGAAUUCACAAAUCAUAAAGGGUAUCAGAAUCAAAUUAAAGGGAAUGCAGUGGUGGCACAUGAAGAAGAGAAUCCAGGAGGACAAGGAAAUGAGUUUAAUGGGAAUAAUUUUGGACAGCAGCUUAGCAAAGAGCAAGUAGCAGAAAUGAUGCACAUCUACAAGCAAACAAAAUUGGCACAGGCAGGAAAUACAGGAAUCAAUGCUAAUGCAAUAGCAGGUACUAUUCUGAAGUAUUCAGGAUCAGUUUUCACUACUUUAAAAUCAGACACCUGGAUAAUAGAUUCAGGUGCCUCAGAGCAUAUGUGUUUUGAUUCUAAUUCUUUCUUGUUUCUCUCUCCACUCCCUGUACCUUUGAACAUCAGUUUACCUAACUCUUUCAAGGUAAUUGUUACUCAUAUAGGGAGCAUUUCUAUCCUGCCUGGUCAUGUUCUGAACAAUGUAUUGCAUGUCCCAGAAUUCAAGUAUAACCUGCUGUCAGUUCAUAGGUUUUGUGUUCAAUUUAAAUAUGAUGUGCUUUUCACAUCUGUUGAGUGUGUGUUGCAGGGCCUUUCAAUGAAGAGUCCUCAAGCUUUUGGUGAAGUUAGAGAAGGACUCUACUUAUUGGAACCAAGUAGUAUCAAGUCUAAGGGUUUAUUUAGCAAUGAUGUAUUUUCAAUUCCAAAAGGAAGAAAUUCCAUUUCUGAGUCUGUUUCUUUUUCUAGUCCAGUCCUAGUGAACACUGUUUCAGAUGUUAAUCUUUGGCAUGUAAGAUUGGGUCACCUCGCAUUUUCAGCAAUGAAGCAUUUAGAUUUCUUUCAUUCCAGAUCUAAUUCUGAUUUUGUUUGUGAUGUGUGUCCUAAAGCUAGACAAAUCAGAAAUCCUUUCCCUAUCAGUAAAAUAAGUUCCAAGCACAGAUUUGAGCUUAUACAUAUUGACACAUAG